Messenger RNA from Aureobasidium musti, 1050 nucleotides. The record is from the annotation of a GenBank genome assembly. NCBI's taxonomy places the organism in Eukaryota, Fungi, Ascomycota, Dothideomycetes, Dothideales, Saccotheciaceae.
AUGACAGACUCUCGACGAUCCAGCACAUCUUCUGUCAAAUCAGAUGUCAAGUCUGAUAUCGAAUCUCCAGCACUCUCAUCGGAUCAGGGAGGCUUUGGAAACACACUAGAUCAGAAAGCGCAAGCGCAAUCUCAGGAACAACCUUCUGGAAGCCAGCCCACAUCUACUAUACCCAAUGGGAUACCAAAUGGUGGAUUCACUGCAUGGCUACAAGUGUUGUCGGGGUUCAUGUGCUUCAUGAGCGCGUGGGGCAUGGUCAACGCAUUCGGUGUGUUCCAGGAUUUCUACAGCAGUACUCUUAUACCGGAUGCCGUUGCAAUGGGCAUUGCUGCUUCAGGCUCGAGUUUCGGCGGCGUCAUUUUCCCUAUCAUCUUCCGUCGUCUCGAGCCUCAGAUUGGGUUCGGGUGGGCUACGCGAGUCAUCGGCUUCAUCUCCUUGGCCACUUUGCUUGUCCCUUGUUUCUGCAUCAAGGCUCGCGCUUUUCCGAAGUCACGCAGAAAGCUACUGGACUUUGCCGCUUUCAAGGAACCCGCCUAUGCCCUGUUUAGCCUUGCCAGCUUCGUAGGCUUCGUAGGGCUUUAUGUUCCGUUCUUUUACAUCUCUACGUAUGCGAGAGAUGUGUCUGGUUUGGAAGACACCCUCUCUUUCUACAUGCUUCCCAUGAUGAGUGCUGGAUCGAUCGCUGGUCGAAUCAUCCCUGGCCUUGUUGCGGACAAAGUUGGUGCUCUCAACGUGCUCGGCUUUUGUAACCUUUGCGCGAGUAUCCUCGGGUUCUGUUGGAUAGCCAUUCAUCAUACUGCCGGCGGUCUGAUCAUUUGGGCUCUUCUCUACGGUGCUCUGUCUGGUGCCUUCGUCAGUUUGCAGCCUACCACUGUGGCUUCGAUCACGGAAGAUCUCAGUACAGUCGGUGGAAGAAUGGGUCUGCUUGUGGGCAGCGGCAAUUGGGUGGGCAUGCAGGUCUUUUCUGGUGCUACCCUUUUAGGUGCUGCGAUCCUGGUGAUCGUUACCAGGAUAUCUGUCACCGGUCUUGAUGUUUCUGUCAAGGCAUGA